This is a messenger RNA of Naegleria lovaniensis, 498 nucleotides long. RefSeq lists its product as uncharacterized. Gene Ontology annotation, biological process: mitotic sister chromatid cohesion. The transcript has a single exon. Bases 1 to 498 code for a protein of 165 amino acids. NCBI's taxonomy places the organism in Eukaryota, Heterolobosea, Eutetramitea, Acrasida, Naegleriidae. Gene Ontology annotation, cellular component: Ctf18 RFC-like complex. The record is from RefSeq and is a predicted model, not a curated record.
AUGUUCAAAAUACCGUUAAGAAAAUCAAACGAUGUGAAAUGUUUGCAAUUAAUGGACAUUCAAGGAUCACUAGAGACCCGGCCAGAGAAAGACAAAGCUCUAAAUUCUGUUACGUUGGGAUCACUGACCUUUUCCGAGCAGGGAGAUCAAUCGAAGGAUCGCUGCUCCCUGGUCAUUGAAAGACAAAAGUGUGUCGGAAAGAAAAUUGGUUUGAAACGACCACUUUUAAUUUGCCAAAAGGUCAUCAACCCACAAAACAAUCAAGUUGAAUAUAUUAUUGUAGGUGUAGCUAAAGACAGGCUACAAUUUCGUUCUAGACCAACACCUCUUACUCCCUCUCCACAGCAACAAAAAACCAAAACCAUUGAUUUUGAUGAAAUGCCGUCCCCACACAAGAAAUUGUCAUCUCAAGAAAAUGUGGCCCGAACUCUAUUCUUCUCUCCAAAAACUAAACCACCAUCAACCCAAUUUACAACACCACAAAAGGAAGAGAAAUAA